ACGACGGCCAAUGUGGGUUGAAAAUUGGUGGCGGGAAAGAUAUAAAAUUUAUCUUUCAAGAACUCGAUUUAUUGAAAUGAGUUUUCAAUAUGAUAUAUUAAGUAGACGAUAAACGAGAUUAUAAUAUGAUAUAUUAUAAUAUGAAGGGAAGCAAGAUGGUCAGCUUAGUUAUACUGCUGGGCGUGAUCGUCGUCGCCAUGGCUAUAAAUAUCCUUAGUUUUCUUGAAAAUUGGGUAAUGUAUUUAUGUGUAGGUAGCUGCUUAUAUAUAUCCACAACAUUAAGAGUGUGGACAGAACGGAAUUCCUCAUCCCUAAUUAGUUACAGAAUUUGCAGUAACAGCUUCUCUUAGUUUUGGCCGUCGAUGAAAUCGUCCGUUAAAAAUUAAAAGGGAUUCUGCUGGACUACAUAUUAUGCUCUCUGGAAGCUUGUGCAUGCAGCCGUCGACAUGCAAUUGCAUGCAAAGUCUAGUUACGUACGUAGCCCACUCUUCCUUUCUUUCGAAUGGGCUAGGCCCAGCCCGCUAACGUUCUGUGACAAAAGACUUUCCCCGUCAGACAGGCCCAUAUUCCUGGCCUGGUUAGUGGGAAAUUGACCUGUCCAAUGAGUAGAGAGACACUUUAGUACAAGUUUUCCUGGUAGUGGUAAGUAUGCAGACUGUGUCAUUAUUCUGUCCCUUUUCCUUUCCCAUAAAGAGGCAGAAACUUCAAACUGUCAAGAGGAUCCAAUGCUCAAAUGGAGAAUAAUCCUACGAUACAAGUCCUAUAUUAUAACGAUAUCGACAAACAAACCAACAUUAUGUUACGAAUUUCGUCAAAUCGAUGAUUUUUCAGACCACAAGCGAUUACCGAAGCGCAGUACGUUUGGCUUCUUUCACCAUUAUCCGAAUCUGAUACGUAUGUUCGUUGAACAAAUUUGUAUCACGAAUCUGUUAUUGGUCUAACACACAAGGUAGCAUUAGUAUUUCUUUACUGAAAGUAAAACCCAUGGUAAAUAAAGAUGCAGGCUUUUCCUUUUAGGAAAGUGGUGGGAGCACAAACACAACACUCAAAGCAGAGGAAUAGUUUGACCAGUCUCAAGAAAUAUAAGCAUUUAGAUGAGACAAAGCUGCUAAACCAGCAGCAGCAGUAUCUUUCACUACCCAGCAGAACCCAUUAAUGGCGUCCUUUGCUUGGCUGUCUCACUUGUGCAAUGUAGCGCCCACCACCCACCAACGGAAAUUGCAGCAGCUAACAUUACAAACCUUUCCUACUUAGCUGCGACAACAACAAACAAUGGCUAAUUCUCUCCUCGACUUUCCUUAACACGUGAGGCAGGCAGGCAGCUGCAAGCAAUAAUAGUAGUAUCGGGUCGAGUGGAGCUAUUUUUCGCUUUUCACUUUACUGUUCUCCACAGCAACAACAGUUGCAGAGAGAAAAGCACACACUCGAGAGAGAAAAAGCAAAAGCAUUCCAAUUGAUGAAACUCUCUACCCAUGAUUCCAUGGAGGAACUUCUCCCUUUAUUCCAUUGUUGUUUGUAGCAGCUUUCUGCAUUCUCGAGGAGCCAAAAAUCUCACUUCCAUAGCACUACUAUUAUUAAGCCCUGCAGCAUCAUUUACACCAUUUCAUGCAAAUGUGAGACAUUAUCAGUUAGUAUCAUUGCUCAUUAGCUUACUUUCCUCUCUUCUCAUUCCAUCAUUUUGCAUCGCUGGCAAAUACGCUCCCCUGCCUUCUGUAUUGUAUUAAAUAGCAAGCAGUGGCAGCAGUACUCUUCUGUUAUGUAUCAAGGCGAUGGGGAAGACUGGAGGAAGCUCUUCUUGGUUCACUGCUGUCAGAAAGGCUUUCGGUUCUCCCACCAAGAAGAUCACCAAUUCCUGCACUGCUACAACUACUGCUACUACAGCUGAAUCUCAUGAUGCUAACAAGAAAACAAGCAAAAGGAGGGAAGACCAUGAACAAGAAGAUGAAGAGAAGAAGAGAGGGAAAAGGAGGUGGAUGAAUUUCAGCAGCAGCAGCAGGAAGAGCAACUCUAGUAGUUCCACCACCAGCCAGCAGGAGACUGCUGCUACUACUGUCAUUCUCCACCACUGUGGCGGCGGCGGCAGGAUGGUGGUGUCGAAUUCCCCCACGGAGCAAGCUGCUAGUAAGCAAAGGCACGCCCUCGCGGUGGCGAUGGCCACCACUGCAGCCGCUCAGGCUGCAGUUGCCACCGCUCAGGCGGCGGUGGAAGUCGUCAGGCUCGCCAAUCCUUCCCUCUUUGUCAAGCAGCAUUUCGCAGCGGUCUCGAUUCAGACAACCUUCAGAGGCUACUUGGGGAGGAAGGCACUGAGGGCGCUGAAGGGAGUGGUGAAGCUGCAAGCAUUGGUGAGAGGGCAAAAUGUCAGGAGACGAGCGAAACUCACCCUUCACUGCAUUCAAUCUCUGCUCAGAGUUCAGGCUCAGGUGCUUCACAAUCGCAACCACCACGGCCGUUCUCUUUCUCCAGCCACCGCCGACGGUGGCCGUCUUACUGUUAAGCACAGCCUGGAGCAAUGCUUCAGAGAUGGUGACAACUACUGGGACAAUGACAAUGCUGCUGCUGUUGAUGAUGAUGAUGGAACAAAGGCGGAAAUGGAAGAGGAAAUUCGUUCAAUUUUACAACAAACCCACCAGCUGUGGAGCGGCGGCGGUGAGAGGAGAAGGGAGAGGGAAUUAGUGAGAUAUGCGAGUGAAGGAGAGGUGGAAGAAGAAGAAGGCAGUACUGGCUGGACAAGAAGCGGCCAGAGGACAUCGGAGAACAGAUGGCAGCGGCGAGCUUCCAUAGACUCCACUGCCACGACAAUCAAAACCGUGGAAAUGGACACUCGUUCUCUGAACCCUCCUUUUCAUCAAAAACAGAGUCCUCGCCGGCGCCAGAGCAACUCCCCUGCCUCUCCCCUGCACCACCACCACUCCAUAUCAUCACCAAAAUUACCACCGCCGGCUCACGCCGCGGCGGGUUUCCACUCUCGUUCCGGCAGCCCCCGGUACAUGGCGGCGACGGAGUCGGCCAAGGCUCGGUCGAGAUCGCAGAGUGCCCCGAAACAGAGGAACAACUCUGUUUCAUCUCCUUCUCCGACUCUUACCUCUGACCACAGCAGGGAGCAGCAGCAGCCAAUCAGGCAGCCGCAUAGUAGCAGCGGCGCUACUUCAACGACGGCGAAGAAACGAUUGUCUUUCCCGGAUCCACCUCGCGCCGCCGGAGAUUACGAUUACGAUGCGGAAUACAGGUUGAGGUAUCCCAGCUAUAUGGAGCAGAGAUCCAAAAUGUCAUCCUCGUCUUACACUGACAGCGUUCUAACUGCGACUGACGAGAUUAUCUCCUCCUGUGCUGAUCCUGCUUCUAAUUACGAGGUUAACAGGUGGCUGCUUAGGUGAUCUCUUCCCAUGGAGAGAUGAGAUCCAAUUGGGAUUUGUAAUCACUGUACUUUCUUAAUCAAAUUCAGUAGACUAAUUGCAGGGACUGGCACAAACCCAUGAAAUAUGAACUUUAACAGAGCUUUUUUGGUAUUAGCAAUGGGUGGAGACAACUAGACAAUGCUCUGCAAUUUCUUGUUCUUCUUCCAUCGGAUUCUGUAAGUCAACAAAUUGUUAAACUAUGCUGCGAAAUGUGAAGCACAUGGUGAUUUAACUUUAAGCGAAGAACUUUAACCAGAAGCAAGAACAAAACAAAACAAAACAAAACCCCAGAAAGAAACAGAGAAACAGAGUAAACCAUUUAUUUCAUAAUGGUUUUUUUCUCUCUGUCUCAGUCUCAGUCUCAUUCUCACACCUAAGUGGGGUUGGUAAUGGUUAGUAUUAUUACUUGGGAGACUCGAGUGGGUUCACAUUCCCCCAAUACUCCGCCUGAAUAAUCAGACUUUUGUUUG
Messenger RNA from Linum trigynum, 3865 nucleotides. The record is from the annotation of a GenBank genome assembly. Lineage: Eukaryota; Viridiplantae; Streptophyta; Magnoliopsida; Malpighiales; Linaceae.